CAGACUCACAUAACUAACUAUGGCGAAACUUCGACAUAGUUGAUGAACCUUUUCAAACUCUUGUCGCACGUUUGAGACGUUAUAGGCGUCGAAUCACGGUGAAGGUGAGUUCGAGGGUCGUUUGACGCCUUUGCAGAGGACAAUAGAUGAUCUGACACCGCAGGUGACCAGCGGCACCGACGUACCUGUUGCUUGCCGCCCACAUACCGUAGGUGUCGGCCCUGGCUUAUUGUGUGUGGCACGAGGUUGAGGAGCGUGCGGAGUUGGGAAUUCCGAGGGCAACGGGGAGAUGAGGACAGCAUUGCUUUGUUUCGUGUUCCUGGGGAGGAUGAUGCUGGGACUUGAGGCGAAGGAUUGUGCGUGUACUGGGAAGUCGAGGUGUCACUGUGAAGGAGUCAAAGGCAAUAAGGGAGAAAGGGGUUACUCAGGAGAGACUGGUCUACCUGGGUCGGUUGGCUAUCCGGGCUCAGAGGGUCACCCUGGAUCAGUGGGACCAAAGGGGGACGUGGGCCCUUAUGGACCUCCAGGACAAUAUGGCAAUCGGGGACCUGAGGGUAAAGAAGGAUUUGCUGGGACACCAGGUCUACCGGGCAUCCCAGGCCUUCAAGGACCAAUGGGCCAACAAGGUGCCUCCGGAUGCAAUGGAACAGAGGGGAAGAGGGGUUCAACUGGUCCACCUGGUUUCCACAGCAGUGAUGGAUUAAGAGGUUCACCUGGAGCACCUGGACCAAAGGGUGAACCUCAAACAAUUGGAAGUGGGCCACCUGGACCUAGAGGAAGAGACGGUGACCAGGGUGUCUCUGGGUCACCAGGACCGACGGGAGCACCAGGGGAAGCUGGACUUCGUGGGGUUGAGGGAUUGAUAGGCCUACAUGGAGCACCAGGAUUAAAGGGUCAAGAGGGACGCAGCUCUAGUAUCCCUGGCCCUCGUGGUCUAAAGGGACACCAAGGGCCCCCUGGAGUCCCAGGACCGAAAGGGAUCAAGCUAUACGCCCACGCUCCCUUCGAUAUGAAGGGAGAGAUAGGUGAACUGGGUGAGAAGGGCUGUAAGGGUUCACUUGGUUAUGCUGGCCACAUCCACUUUAAAGGAGCAAAAGGGGACCAAGGGGACGUUGGUACUGAGGGAAGGCCAGGGAAGGAUGGGGAUCGAGGACCCGCUGGAUAUAAGGGGAGAAAUGGGAAUCACGGUUCAGCAGGUCCUGAUGGAAUCCCUGGACCAUGGGGACAGAAGGGUGGUCAGGGUCAAGAUGGUGACCCCGGGGAGGUGACCAUGAUUGGCGAGGCCGUGUUUGGCUCCGGGGGUGCCAAAGGACAACAAGGGUUGGCUGGCCCUCCAGGUCCCACUGGAGUUACUGGUCCCCCAGGUCGCACCGGUUUCCAGGGGCCUCCUGGAUCUCCAGCUCCUAACUAUGAAGAUGAUCCCUACAAUCGCGGAGCGAAGGGCCGCAGUGGACCUAAAGGAGAUAAAGGAGACCAAGGACCCAUCAUCGACGGCGAGCCAGGCAGAGAGGGCUUUCCAGGAACAACUGGGGAAAGUGGAGACCCUGGACCCCCAGGACCAUCUGGAGACUCAGGAAAUCUUAAGGGCUUUAUAGGACCUCCAGGGGAAAAGGGAGCCAAGGGCUUGACAGGUGAACAAGGGUACAGUGGCCAAUAUGGUUUAAAAGGUCAGAAAGGAGAGGUCUGUAGGUUGUGUACAGGAAAAGGGUCUGGAGAGCCGGGACCCCCAGGACCUCCCGGUCAGCCUGGAUUCCCAGGCUUUAAUGCAGGACCAGGGCCCAAAGGAGAGCCAGGAUUCAAAGGCCCAUCAGGACCACCUGGUCAACCGGGUCUCCACGGCCCCUCAGGUGUUCCAGGGCCCCCGGGGAUGAAGGGAAAUCCAGGUUCCCACAACCACCGCGGGAUAAAGGGAGAGAAAGGAUCCCCAGGACUAGCUGGCAGAUCGGGGAAGGAUGGAAAUCAUGGGAACACUGGCUUCCCUGGACGCAAGGGCCAACGAGGCCCCAAGGGUGAUCCGUACUAUGGGCCGCCUGGUCUGAAGGGAGAUGUUGGUGUCCCAGGCCCUCCCGGACCACAGGGAUACCAAGGACCAGAUGGGUUGCCAGGUCCAGUAGGCAUAGGACCUCUUGGCCACCCAGGAUCCAAAGGCAAUAGUGGGGUACCAGGUCUACCUGGCAUAGCUGGCUACCCAGGUCAGAAAGGUGAGCCCAGCAAAAGAGUGGCUUACCAGGGAGUCCCAGGCCCACCAGGACAGAUGGGUCUGCCUGGGUUACAGGGCCCCCCAGGUCCUCGUGGUAGUGUUGGUUUACAUGGACUACAUGGUUACCAGGGGGAGAAAGGAGACAGUGGUGGAUUCUCCACCCUGGGAGGACGAGGGCCCACUGGAACGAAAGGUGACAAAGGGCACCCGGGACCCCCAGGUACCUCUGGAAGCGGCUACCCUGGACGACCUGGCACACUGGGAAUCCCUGGGGUUCCAGGGUCAAAGGGUGAUGUUGGGUUUGGGGCCCCAGCUCCAGUCGGCCCUAAAGGUUUCCAAGGUGGUGUUGGGGCCCGGGGACCUCCAGGAGACCCAGGGCUACUGGGACGACCAGGGAAUCCAGGACCAAUAGGCCUCAAUGGGUCACCAGGCCCCAAAGGAAGUAAAGGUGGGGUAGGUUCCCAAGGACCACCUGGUUACGCACAUACUGACUGUACAGGAGCCACAACCGGACCACCUGGUCCGCCAGGACCAGCAGGCAGACCCGGACCUCCAGGUUUAAAUGGACAGACGGGUGCGCUUGGGGCCCCUGGCGCUCCAGGUUUUGGACGUUCAGGCCCGGCUGGUGACCCUGGGCCCCCUGGGGUCUCCGGACCCGGAGUGCAGGGACUAGAUGGACAGAAGGGAGGCAGAGGGAGAGAUGGGUUAACAGGCACACCAGGUCCUCGAGGUGAUCCUGGGCUGGAUGGAAGAUCUGGAUCGGGCCCUGACGGAUUCCCUGGAUCUGGAGGACAACCCGGCCCCAGAGGGUCGGAUGGCCGUGAUGGGGAUAAAGGCCAUAGAGGUGUACCAGGCCCUGUGGGGGACAAAGGAACCACAGGCCCUUCUGGACCAGCACCUAUCACAGACUUAUAUGGGCUCCCAGGGGACCCUGGAAAGCUUGGUCUGAUUGGUUUUCCUGGUGCAAGAGGAGACCCUGGAUAUCCUGGACCAAAAGGCAUUGAUGGGAGGGAUGGUGACCCAGGAAAACAUGGGCCUAUAGGUCCCCCAGGUGAUCGUGGAGCUGAUGACCUAUAUUCAGUGGGAGGACCAGGCCCAUCUGGACCCAGGGGAGAUAUUGGGAGCAUGGGUUUACCAGGUCCCCAUGGAAUAAAGGGAGUUCUGGGUUACCAUGGAGGCCUGGGACAAGACGGUAGACCCGGUCCGUACGGGCCUAAAGGAACUAAAGGAGAGCCCAGUUAUGCUCAACCAGGCCGCAUAGGACCACCUGGACAAAAGGGCGAGCCAGCCUUGUGUAACAGCCAUGGUUCCAAGGGAGAGAAAGGCUCUCCUGGUUGUGCAGGUCGUCCAGGCUCCCAAGGGCCCACUGGAGCCAAAGGAGACCCAGGACAUCAUGGACAUCAUGGACCCCUAGGUUCUGCAGGGCCACCAGGUACCGAUGGUCCUCCAGGCCCCCCAGGACCCACUCCAUCAUAUGGAGCUCCAGGACAACCAGGGUUACCUGGCCCUCCUGGUCUCAGUGGUCCUAAAGGUAACCAGGGUCGCGAUGGCAUUCCUGGACCUGCUGGUCAGAAGGGAGAGACAUUGAUUGUGGGGUCGACUCCUGGCCUACGUGGAGAGAAUGGACAGCCAGGUCCAAAGGGAGAUGUGGGUUUUCCUGGCCCCACUGUUUUGGGGCCCCCAGGGUUUACUGGAGACCAAGGCAUUGAAGGACCACAAGGUCCUCGUGGUGAGCCAGGGCACCGAGCCGUUUGUCUCAAAGGGCUGAAAGGAGACACUGGUCCUCAUGGCAGACCUGGAAGCCCUGGGCGACGGGGUCCACGGGGACAGCCAGGGUCUGGAAGUUAUGGAUAUAAAGGGGACAGGGGAGACACGGGCUCUCCAGGGGGCCGAGGCUUCGACGGGCCCAGAGGGGACCCAGGGCUUCCAGGGCCAUGGGGACCAAGAGCCAUCCCUGGACCUCCAGGACCAAUAGGUGACCCAGGUCAUCCUGGACCCCCAGGAUUCCCCGGUGAGACGGGUGAUCAUAGUUAUAACCCCGGCACGAAAGGACCAAACGGGGCCAAAGGCCGGCCAGGACCACCAGGUCGUCCAGGACUUGACGUGUCUGGACAAGUGAGAUUCUAUAAAGGGGAUCCAGGCCCACUUGGUCACCACGGGAAACAAGGACUUCCAGGUCCAAGUGGGCUGCCAGGACGGCCAGGAUUUGCAGGCCCCACGGGCCCGAAGGGUCAGCAUGGACACAGCCCUCCAGGCCUGCCUGGGUUCCCUGGACGCAAGGGGGACAAGGGAUCACCGGGACGGACAGGGCCGGUGGGCUACCAGGGGUCCCCCGGACAGAAGGGUUCUCGUGGCCCGUGGGGCUCCAGCACGGCAGGCCUGGCUGACAGUUUCCUGCUUGCCCGACACAGCCAGACGAUCAGAGUGCCUGACUGCCCCAGAGGUACCACCCUCAUCUACUCUGGAUACUCUCUGCUCUUCAUCAAUGGCAAUGAGAGAGCCCACGGACAAGACCUAGGCUCCAUGGGCAGCUGCCUACCACGUUUCUCCACCAUGCCCUUCUUGUUCUGUGACACGGACAACACCUGUCGCUACGCCGCCCGCAACGACUACUCCUAUUGGCUGUCGACGGAGAAGCCCAUGCCGCGCAGCAUGGACCUAAUCAGAGGAGAUGAGAUAGGGAGCUACAUCAGCAGGUGUUCAGUGUGUGAGGGCAGCUCCAAUGCCAUCGCCAUCCACAGCCAGACCACCCAGACCCCAGACUGUCCUCGUGACUGGGAAUCCCUCUGGCCUGGAUACUCCUUUGUCAUGCAAACGGGUGCGGGUGCUGAGGGGUCGGGGCAGCCGCUAGUCUCCCCAGGCUCGUGCCUGGAACACUUCCGCCAGGUCCCCUUCAUCGAGUGCCACGGCCGGGGAACCUGCAACUACUUCCCAGACUCCUACAGCUACUGGCUGGCCUCGAUCGACCCGAAUCGCAUGUUCAGUAAGCCUGUGCCCCAGACUGUGAAGGGACGUCUUCUAGAGAAUGUCAUCAGUCGCUGCCGCGUCUGUAGGAAACCCUAUUGAACAUUGCCAGGGGCCGGAACAAGAGUUGGGUAAAUCACCAUCGGGAGGAGGGGCUAAGGAGAUUGACUGACAGGUAGUGUAGAUCAGUGGUCAGUAGCACUUUAUUUUAUGGUACUGUUUCCACUAUUAUUUAAUUGAGAUUUAUUUGCUUCAAGAAUUCAAGAAUGGUAUUUUCUUCAAGAAUUCACCACACUUUGUAACUACCUGGUAUUGAAUGAUGCUUUGUAGUGAUUGUUUUAAUGGGGGGAUUUUAUUUAUUUUUUUAUCAAUAAACGAACAACGAAAUGUGACUACGUGGUGCACGUGCACAAACACAAAACAAUAUCCCACAAACACAGGUGGGAAAAAUAGCUACUUAAAUAUGAUCCCCAAUUAGAGACAACGAUUACCAGCUGCCUCUAAUUGGGAAUCAUACAAGACACCAAAAGACACCAAAAUUAAACUAGAACACAACAUAGAAAUAUUAAACUAGAAUAGCCCCGAGUCACGCCCUGACCUACUACACCAUAGAGAAACAAGGGCUCUCUAUGGUCAGGGCGUGACAACCAUGCAAUGUUAUUAAUGUGAAAUCACCAUAACAAUACCUUGUUAUUUUCUGUACUGUAAAAUAAAGUGCUACCCUCACUCCGGGUCUUGAAGGGUACGGAUGUGGAACGGUUUUAAUCGUUUUUGUGCGUGAUCACCUUGUCCUCAGCCAUCAGCCAUGUUUCUAAGGAACUGUGUGGUUAGAGUAUGUCCGAAAGAACACCCCAUUAUAAAGACGCUGCAAUAUGAUUAUUAUCCCAAUUUGUAAGUCGCUCUGGAUAAGAGCGUCUGCUAAAUGACUUAAAUGUAAAAUGUAAAUGUAAUCCCAUCAUUGUUAAAGUCCCAUCAAAGUAACAGUUCAUUUUACACUGACUGAGGCUGUAUGCAGGGUAAUACACUACCACCACAGGUCACCACAUGGUGUCCAACAAACUUUGGUUCAAAUGGCAUUGGUUUUCUUUGAAAAUACUUUAGCUGAGAGUGGUAGAGCCUGCCUGGACUGCCAGGUGGCAGAGAUUGCACUUUUGGGACUAUUCCAUUAGUUCGAUUUUACCAGACAAGCUCAAUUGAGUGUUUUGAAACUGUCUAAUAGUAUUUUAACCCAUGUCUGGUACCAAGUCCAACAUACAUGGCUGACCAGAGAGACUACUCAGGACCUCCAUACGGGGGUAUUCAGACAGUAGCUUGGUUGGUGUGGUUAAUUAUUUACCUUUAUGACACAGUAAAUAUACUUGCCUUCAUAACACUGUCAUUCAGACUGACAUAAAAUAUGUAAUUCAGACUGACAUAGUUACAGUAUGUCGUUAAAGCUAGAAUCCUUAAUUGAAACCAUAACAAAGCGGUCACCCCAGUUCUGUUUUGGUAAAAAGCUGAGGGAUGGGCCUGGAUAAAUGUAACCACUCUCAAAUUAAUAGACAGAGCUAUGGAUGCAUCAUUGAUAUCAAAAUUCUACUUUUAGCCAUAUUUUGACGCUAUACACAUUUCCACACUGUUGGAACCUUUCCAGUUCAAAAAGGUUCCUUAAGGAACCCCGUGUACCUUUUCAACCCGGAACCUUUUUGUGAUGGAAGGGUUCCAUUUUUUUCCCUUUUUAAUAACAUACUGUAGAGGUGGUAGCCCAUCAGAACAUUGAAGCCGUGGCUUAUUUGAAGUGUGGCUUUCAGGUAGUUCUUUCAGACCACCGGUCAGAGUAAAUGUAAUUCCUGUUCAUGUUAAGUUUGUACACUGCAACAAAAGUCCUUGAAUAUUUAUGCAUAUUACAUAUUCUAAUAAUAAUAACAUUGCUUAUUUAGUAUAGUAAUAAAGUGGUAACUAACCCGCAGCUUGUGUUGGGGUUUGGCGUCUUUUUAUUGUUUUCAUGUGAUGUUUUAUCAACUGCACUCGAUCGUCAGUGUUUAAUCAUAGCAAUUCAGUUGUGGAACUUUUAAGUAUAUUUGCAAGCACACAUAGACUCAGCUUUGACAAUGCAAACAAGGGAAAUGCAGUGGGAUGCAGUGGUGGGUGAUUGAAAGCAAUGAGGAAUAAACUUCCCUUGCCGACUACUCUGCCAAUCAAUGCCCGAUCCUUGAAGGGGAAAGUGGACUAGCUGACGGCUAACCUGCGCUAUCUUAGUGACUACCAGGACACCUACAUCCUGGCAAUCACUAAGAGCUGGCUGUAUGAUCGGGUGAAUAACAGCGAAGUGGAACCAGCUGGUUUCACUGUGAUCAGACAGGAGCGAGACCCUGCUACUAGUGGGAAACAUCACGGUGGUGGUGUCUGUUUACUUAUCAGGGACCAGACCUUGAACUGCUGUCGGUGCCCCUUCAAUCCCAUUUACCUGCCCUGUGAGUUCCCACAAUUGUUUUGCAACUAUAGAUGUCUGGACUAGGCCUAUAUUUUCAUUGAGGGACGAAAUGAGUAGCCUAUGAAUACAUCAAAAUAAUGUAUUUUAUUUCAUUGGUAACCUCUUGUAGAAAAGCAAUUGUACACUCGAGGUUGUGCUGAUCUACGGUACUAUGCUCCUCCUCGUACUCUACCUAUGACCGCUUCACAGACAUGCUAAAAAAAGUUGUUUAACAAGCCCUCUCGUGUACAAUUGCUUUAUUACAUACCGUACAUCCUGAAGCAAACACAGCCAAAGCUUCAAAUAUAAAGGAUGGUUUAUUGUACACGGAACUGUUACGCUUGAAAGUUAACAAAACACUUUGUUUAGGAUAUCUACAUAAGUUCAGCAAUUGCACUGAAGUAGAUUGUAACGAUCGUUGUUGGAAGGAUGGUCGGACCAAGAUGCAGCGUGGGGUAGGUUAAUAAUUUUUAUUUAUGAUAUCGGCACAAAACAAGAAAGAGUAACAAACGAAACGUACGGCUUUGUAGGGCUAAAAAGCAACGAUACAAAAUCAAGAUCCCACAAACAACAGGUGGAAAAAGGCUGCCUAAAUAUUUAUUUUUUAUUUCACCUUUAUUUAACCAGGUAGGCUAGUUGAGAACAAGUUCUCAUUUACAACUGCGACCUGGCCAAGAUAAAGCAUAGCAGUGGCAUGAGGAGGUAGGCAAAUAAUUACAAUUUUGCAGAUUAACACUGGAGUGAUAAAUUAUCAGAUGGUGAUGUGCAGGUAGAGAUACUGGUGUGCAAAAAAAGUAAAUAAAUAAAAACAGUAUGGGGAGGUAGGUAAAUUGGGUGGGCUAUUUACCGAUGGACUAUGUACAGCUGCAGCAAUCGGUUAGCUGUUCAGAUAGCAGAUGUUUAAAGUUGGUGAGGGAGAUAAAAGUCUCCAACUUCAGCGAUUUUUGCAAUUCGUUCCAGUCACAGGCAGCAGAGAACUGGAAGGAAAGGCGGCCAAAUGAGGUGUUGGCUUUAGGGAUGAUCAGUGAGAUACACCUGCUGGAGCCCGUGCUACGGGUGGGUGUUGCCAUCGUGACCAGUGAACUGAGAUAAGGCGGAGCUUUACCUAGCAUGUACUUGUAGAUGAACUGUAGCCAGUGGGUCUGGCGACGAAUAUGUAGCGAGGGCCAGCCGACUAGAGCAUACAGGUCGCAGUGGUGGGUGGUAUAAGGUGCUUUAGUAACAAAACGGAUAGCACUGUGAUAAACUGCAUCCAGUUUGCUUAGUAGAGUAUUGGAAGCUAUUUUGUAGAUGACAUCGCCGAAGUCGAGGAUCGGUAGGAUAGUCAGUUAUACUAGGGUAAGUUUGGCGGCGUGAGUGAAGGAGGCUUUGUUGCGGAAUAGAAAGCCGACUCUAGAUUUGAUUUUAGAUUGGAGAUGUUUGAUAUGAGUCUGGAAGGAGAGUUUACAGUCUAGCCAGACACCUAGGUACUUAUAGAUGUCCACGUAUUCUAGGUCGGAACCAUCCAGGGUGGUGAUGCUAGUCGGGCGUGCGGGUGCAGGCAGUGAACGGUUGAAAAGCAUGCAUUUGGUUUUACUAGCGUUUAAGAGCAGUUGGAGGCAACGGAAAGAGUGUUGUAUGGCAUUGAAGCUCGUUUGGAGGUUAGAUAUAAUCCCCAAUCAAAUAUGAUCCCCAAUCAGAGACAACGAUAGACAGGUGCCUCUGAUUGGGAACUGUACCUGGCCAACAUAGAAACAAAAAACUAGAAUGUCCAACCUAAUCACACCUUGACCUAACCAAAUAGAGAAAUGAAAGGAUCUCUAAGGUCAGGGCGUGACAUAGAUAUUCUAAACAAAGUGUUUUCAUCUAAAAGGAUUUUCAUUGGUGUAUGAUAUUGGUUGCGUUGAAGACAUGGGCCAUUUGUUUUACUGAUCUCAGUAUGUCAAUGUCAGAGUGGCUUGUCAUUUGUGUGGUAUAAAAAAAUAUUAUUGUUUCUAGUCAUGUAAAAUGACAUAGAAUUGCAGGAAAUUCUUUUAGAAAAGGCAAUUUUUUUCUUGGACCCGCAAACCCCUCAGCCCUUGGUAUUCAGGACUAAGCCCCGAGUGUUAUGAAACUGUAUUGUGUGUGUAUAUAACAUAUUUUGUGUUUGGCUAGUUUAAAUUGAAAUGUAUAUGUUUUUCAGGUCUUUUGCCAUUUCAUCAAGUAUGUUUGAUAAUGUGUCUUAGUUAUGCGCUUCAACAAAGGUGCUCUCACAAAAAACAAUGUGAUUUUUGCAUUUACACUAUUUUUUAUUACACUGGUUGCAUGAUGCCAAAUAAACAUUCACUUGGAGAUAGAUUUCUGUACAUUUUCUGGAUUUGGGUCUUUGGUCUAAAUGCAAUACAAAUAUAAGCCCUAACCCA
Messenger RNA from Oncorhynchus masou masou (cherry salmon), 9997 nucleotides. RefSeq names its product collagen alpha-5(IV) chain-like. The record is from RefSeq and is a predicted model, not a curated record. The coding region runs from base 290 to 5266 and encodes 1658 amino acids. Gene Ontology annotation, molecular function: extracellular matrix structural constituent conferring tensile strength. Gene Ontology annotation, biological process: extracellular matrix organization. Lineage: Eukaryota; Metazoa; Chordata; Actinopteri; Salmoniformes; Salmonidae. Gene Ontology annotation, cellular component: basement membrane; collagen trimer. The transcript is spliced from 52 exons.